This is a messenger RNA of Artibeus jamaicensis (Jamaican fruit-eating bat), 1302 nucleotides long. It is a transcript of the gene CIRBP, whose product is annotated as cold inducible RNA binding protein. Gene Ontology annotation, molecular function: RNA binding. The record is from RefSeq and is a predicted model, not a curated record. Lineage: Eukaryota; Metazoa; Chordata; Mammalia; Chiroptera; Phyllostomidae. The transcript is spliced from 6 exons. Gene Ontology annotation, biological process: positive regulation of mRNA splicing, via spliceosome. Bases 26 to 544 code for a protein of 172 amino acids. Gene Ontology annotation, cellular component: spliceosomal complex.
UUUCAACGGUUUACCACAGGCCACCAUGGCAUCAGAUGAAGGCAAGCUUUUCGUUGGAGGGCUGAGUUUUGACACCAAUGAGCAGUCGCUGGAGCAGGUCUUCUCAAAAUAUGGACAGAUUUCUGAAGUGGUGGUCGUGAAAGACAGGGAGACCCAGCGGUCGCGGGGCUUUGGGUUUGUCACCUUUGAGAACAUUGACGACGCCAAGGACGCUAUGAUGGCCAUGAAUGGGAAGUCUGUAGAUGGGCGACAGAUUCGAGUUGACCAGGCUGGCAAGUCAUCUGACAACCGAUCCCGUGGGUACCGAGGUGGCUCUGCUGGGGGCCGAGGAGGCUUCUUCCGUGGGGGCCGAGGCCGGGGACGUGGGUUCUCUAGAGGAGGAGGGGACCGAGGCUAUGGGGGGAGCCGGUUUGAGUCCAGGAGUGGGGGCUACGGGGGCUCCAGAGACUACAGCAGCCGGAGUCAGGGCGGUGGCUAUGGUGACCGGAGCUCAGGAGGGUCCUAUAGAGACAGCUACGACAGUUAUGCUACACACAACGAGUAAAAAUCCUUCCUGCUCAAGAUCGUCCUUCCAAUGGCUGUAUAUUUAAAGAUUUUGGGAGCUUCGCUGAAUCGUUAAUGUGUAGUGAACACACCUCCUUGUACCUACUUUUGUAGUCUUACCAGUUCUAAUCUUGUCAAACACAGCCUGACUGCUUCUCACCCCCUAGAUGGCUUAUUAGACUUUACUUUUUAAGGAAGUGCUGUCAGUUUUUAAGGGUUUUAAAAAUGUUUUUGAAAAGCACUUCUGAUUUAAAUAUUUUUUUUUUUAACCAUGAGCCUUGAGUUUUUGAGAAAAUCAUUGGGGGUUGUGUGGGUUUUUUGGUUUUGGUUGUGUUGUCUUUUUUUACAUAUAUUUUUUUAGUGGGGUUGGGUGAAGUUGGGCUCCCCCACCUUCGCCUGAUUCAAGUCUCUGAGAUUGGGCAGACUCUGAGUCCACUUUUUGUUGGAAGCUGAGCAGGCUGUAGCUUUUUUUGAAUUCCAUGUACUGUUCCUGAGUGUAGCAUGCUGGGACUGGCCCCAGGUGGCAGCAGAGGUGCCUGGUUGUCUGGGCCCAGCCUGUACAGCCCAUCUGCUGUGUAUAGCUCACAAUAGACUCAAAGAUGUCCCUGAGAGGUUCUUGAAAAUAUUUUAUUUAUAUUGUCCUUUUUUACUGGAAGACAUAUGCAUAUCCUAUUGAUGUUGUAUUUGAAGUGGUUAAGGAAUUCUUGUACACAGUUUCUUUGGCUUUACGAAGCUGAUUAAAAGACCGUCUGAAAUGAA